This is a messenger RNA of Parnassius apollo (apollo), 639 nucleotides long. Lineage: Eukaryota; Metazoa; Arthropoda; Insecta; Lepidoptera; Papilionidae. The record is from the annotation of a GenBank genome assembly.
AUGCCUCGACCAACCGAAGGUAAUAGUGUUCAUCAAGAAACUGGAAAUAAUGAUAAUGAUGCCAGCCUACCAUCCACUUCAAGAUCAGAGCAGAAUCUUCAGUUGCCUGAUGAAGAGAAUUCUACUGCAGUGUCUAAUAGAUCCGAGGCUUUUGUGUCUUCUGAUGACGAACCACUGUCUACCAGUGCGCGCAGUACAAUUACACAGAGCACGAGUGCUUUGUCAACUGAAGCUUUGGAUAGUGGAUUACAAACUGGAUCCCAAAAAAGAAAACGUAAAGAAAAUAAAUCUUUAACCGAAUAUCAGCGUCGAAUGAUCCAAAUCGAAGAAGAUAAAAUUAAAGCGUUUAAGGACAAAGAAAAAGAAGUUGAUGAUGAAGAUUUACUAUUUUUGAAAUCGCUAGCUCCAUAUUUUAAAUAUAUGAAUCCAGUGCAAAAAUUAAGAUUAAAAAGUAAACUACAGAAUACAAUAGCAGACGAAAUUUCUCUAGCUAUGUCAUCACCCCUUUCAAACUCUUCAUCUACUAUGUCAAUGUCAAUCAUACCUUCACCUGUGCACGCAUCCUCACAUCCAUCCAUGGCACCACCGACAAACACACAACAAUUCUACGAAUCAUUUAAUGCUGAAUAUGAUUCUUGA